UCCGGGCUCUGUCGGUCAGUCUACCUGUCUGGCUGGGCUGGGGCCGCCGGGCCAGUGUACUGGUGCAAAGUAGAGCCGAGCUGAGCCGAGCCAAGCCGAGCCAUGAGCGGGGAGUCUGGGGACGAGCUCGCAGCGCCCCCUCCCGGGGAGGCUCUGCCCGGCAGCGGGGUCCGCAUCGUGGUGGAGUACUGUGAACCCUGUGGAUUUGAGUCCACCUACCUGGAACUGGCAAGUGCUGUGAAGGAAGAGUAUCCUGGCAUCAAGAUUGAGUCACGCCUUGGGGGCACUGGAGCCUUCGAGAUUGAGAUCAAUGGACAGUUGGUAUUUUCCAAACUGGAAAAUGGAGGAUUUCCCUAUGAAAAGGAUCUCAUUGAGGCUAUUCGAAGAGCCAGUAGUGGAGAACCUCUGGAAAAGAUCACCAAUAGCCGCCCUCCCUGUGUUAUCCUGUGACCUUGCAAGGGCUCUAGUUCCCUCCUGUGUUGGGGCUCCUUCCCUAUGCCCCUCCAUUCUGGAUGCCCAUUCCAUUUGGGGGUCCACUCCACUUUACAAAGUCCUCCCUCAUUGGAGAUUAGGAUGAGAGAGCCCAUCUCAUUGACCAAGCAUUGGUUCACCCCAAUACCCCUCUGGGUCUUGUCACCUCUCUCCCUACCCCCUCUGCGCUGAGAGAUUCCAGCCAACUUCUUGGUGAAGCCAGGGGGCAAGAGCUUUGGAGAUUCCAGUUAUAAGCCUGACUGCUACCUCCCUAAAGAGAGGAUGGGUCAGCCCAAGCUCAGAGUAGAGGGGACAAAAUCCCCCUCCCCCGACACCCUAACCCCCAGGGUUUCAUAGAAACUUCACACCUACAGUUUCGUGCAAGCAUAUACACAUGGUGCCUCAGAGAUACCUGUACCCUCCCUUGCCUGGCAGUGCCAAUGAGAAAUGCCACCAAACCUAAUUUAUUUCCCACAUACAUACACAAAAAACACAUCCCCUUACUCUCGGGGAAAUAUCAAUUGUUGGCAAUAAAGUGUCACUGCUACUCUC
Molecule: messenger RNA, 1023 nt
Organism: Gracilinanus agilis (Agile Gracile Mouse Opossum)
Lineage: Eukaryota; Metazoa; Chordata; Mammalia; Didelphimorphia; Didelphidae
Gene: MIEN1
Product: migration and invasion enhancer 1
Exons: 4
Coding region: 103-450 (115 amino acids)
Biological process (GO): negative regulation of apoptotic process; positive regulation of filopodium assembly
Source: RefSeq, a predicted model, not a curated record